Messenger RNA from Pyricularia grisea, 1272 nucleotides. RefSeq lists its product as uncharacterized. Bases 1 to 1272 code for a protein of 423 amino acids. Gene Ontology annotation, molecular function: iron ion binding; monooxygenase activity; heme binding. The transcript has 3 exons. NCBI's taxonomy places the organism in Eukaryota, Fungi, Ascomycota, Sordariomycetes, Magnaporthales, Pyriculariaceae. The record is from RefSeq and is a predicted model, not a curated record.
AUGCAACAGCACCGACGGAUGUUGCAACCGCCAUUUUCACGCUCUCGAGUGGGACAAUUCAAGCCAGUGCAGAAGCGAGAAGCUGUACGAGCAGCCCUCUGCAUGGUCCGAGACCCUGAACAUUGGGCCAAGGCAGCAACAAGAUUUGCUGUCGGGGUGGUUCUGGAUAUAAGUUAUGGCAUCGAGCUGAAAUGGACUGGAUAUUGUAACAACAACAACCGUUACGUCGCACUCCUGGAUGAUGCAAGCAAGGCAAUAGGGGAUGCCGGGCCCCCUGCCAGUAGUAUAGUUGAUCGCUGGCCUCUUACAAGGCACCUUCCCGCGUGGCUACCAUUCAUGGAGCGCCUGCGAUAUGCCAGAAAGUGGAGCUCGGCAAUUGUCCAAGUGACCAAUUUCCCCUUUUCGGCCGCACUGAGGGAGAUGCUCUCGACGUCCCUUGAGAAAACCACAAAGCCAAGCUUUGUGCGCGAGAGACUCGAUGUGUUUCGGAGAAACCAACAGGCUGGUGUGCACAAUGACUUUGGCAUGGAUGAUAUCAAGGGUUCUGCUGCAACCAUCCUCAUUGCUGGAAGCGAUACGACGGCAACCGCCGUGCGAUUGUUCAUUCUGUACAUGAUGCAGAACCCCCGAGUCCAAAAGCGCGCGCAGACCGAGAUCGACCGCGUCAUUGGCACGACGACAUUGACAGAGAUGAGACGACUUCCGACGUGGGGAGACAUGAACAAGCUUCCUUACCUCGCCCUGUUACUUCAAGAGGUAUACCGCAGCAACCCUCUGUCGCCGCUCGGGAUACCCCACGCCACGCUUGAGGACGAUGAAUACCGGGGCAUGCUGAUACCGAAGGGGACGGUCGUGUACCCCAACGUGUGGGCUAUGGCUCAUGACCCCCUGGUGUACUCGACCCCCGACGAGUUCCUACCCGAGCGCUACAUGCCGCAGGGCAGCACCACAAUUGGGCAGACCAAGGACGAUGGAGCGCCGGGACGUGGAGAGCCGUUCCCUGUAGGCAACUUUGGUUUCGGCAGGCGGAUUUGCAUCGGGCGCACCCUCGCAGAGAACAGCCUGCUGAUAGUGUUUGCCACGAUUUUGGCAACGCUGGAAAUCGGGCCACCAGGAGGCGAGGACGGCCAAGAGGACCAAGAGGUGCAAUGGUCAUUCAGGGGUCAGGCGUACCCUUUGCCUUUUAGGUGCUCCAUUGUGCCAAGGUCUGGCAUGGCAGUAAGCCUGCUGGAAGAUUCGGCGGGUGACCCUGAAAAUCGUGAAAGAUUUUAG